Molecule: messenger RNA, 600 nt
Organism: Homarus americanus (American lobster)
Lineage: Eukaryota; Metazoa; Arthropoda; Malacostraca; Decapoda; Nephropidae
Product: lysine-rich arabinogalactan protein 19-like
Exons: 1
Coding region: 1-600 (199 amino acids)
Source: RefSeq, a predicted model, not a curated record
AUGAUCAUCAAUUUACAUCUCCCAGAAGGAUACCUGAACGUCUCCUGCCUCCACACCUGUCAGGGCCUCGCCUCCACAUCUAUCACGACCUCAUCUCCACACCACCACGACCUCGCCUCCACACCUGUCACGACCUCAUCUCCACCGCCACGACCUCUCUCUCCACCUGUCAGGGCUUACUCUCCACACCUGUCACGACCUCUCAUCCACACCUGUCAGGGCCUCGCCUCCACACCUGUCACGACCUCAUCUCCACACCACCACGACUCGCCUCCACACCUGUCACGACCUCAUCUCCACACCGCCAUGAACUCUUCUCACACCAAUCAGGGCCUCGCCUCCACACCUGUCACGACCUCAUCUCCACACCCACCGACCUCUUCUCCACACCUGUCAGGGCUUCUCUCCACACCUGUCACGACCUCUCAUCCACACCUUCAGGGCCUCGCCUCCACACCUGUCACGACCUCAUCUCCACACCACCACGACCUCGCCUCCGCACCUGUCACGACCUCAUCUCCACACCACCACGACCUCGCUCCACACACUGUCACGACCUCAUCUCCACACCGCCACGACCUGUUCUCCACACCGCCAUGA